AAAUGCCGUGACUGUAGAGAAAGUGAAAGCGCCAGUGCGGAGCUGUCCUGAGGACUCCAAGAAGCCUCCCUCCACACUGGGCAGGGACAAGUGCCAGGCCCAUUCUCCUCUCUUCUGGAUCAGGAGGAAAGGGGCUUCGCACUGAGAUGAAAAGCCUGAGAAGCUGGGAGGGAGGAUCUGCAGCACCACCCUCCACAUCCUCUGCUCUCGGCCACAUUGCUUCAGACCGUCUCAAAACAGGACCAGGAACAGAUGAGCUGGAAAGUUUCUGAGAAAACCAGGAAUUUUCACUUCUUGCUGGAACUCCAUCCUGUGUGGAGGUUUUCAAAAUGCCCAGAGUCAGCAAAGAAUCAUAGAAUCAUAGAGUUGGAAGAGACCACAAGGGCAAUCCAUUCCAACCCCCAUCUGCCAGGCCCCGGAAGGGAGGAAUCUGAACUCAGGAUUAUCCUUGUUGGAAAGACCGGAGGCGGGAAGAGCGCUACAGGAAACACCCUUCUUGGCCGGAAGGCGUUUGAGUCCGUGGCGGCACUGAGGACGACCACGCUCAGGUGCCAACGAGAGACACAGAGGUGGAGAGACUUGGACCUUUCUGUGAUCGACACUCCAGCCCUUUGUGACCCAGACACCUCCACCACAAUCCUGCUGCCGGAGAUCAGGCGCUGCAUUGACCUCUCCAGGCCCGGCCCUCAUGCCUUGGUGUUUGUGACCCAGGUGGGCCGCUUCACGGCAGAAGACGAGGCGGCCGCCAAUCAAGUCCAGGCUUUGUUUGGAGAAGAGGCCUUCAAGCACAUGGUCAUCCUCUUCACCCGCAAAGAGGAUUUAGAUGGGGAUUCCUUGGAGGACUAUGUGUGGGGCUCAGAUAAUGAGGCUCUCCAGGGGCUAAUUCGGAAGUGUGGGGGGCACAUGUGUGCUUUCAAUAACAGGGCAUCUGGGGAGGAACGGGAGAGGCAGGUCUCCGAGCUGAUGGAGAAGGUCCAGCGCAUGGUGGAGAAGGAGGGAGGGAGGCAUCUCUCCAAUAGGCUCUACUUGGAGCCGGUCUUGACAGAUGAAAAGAUUCUAGCAUUCAUGGCAGAGAAUGGAGGUACCAGGCCAAAGCCAAGGGGAGGUUGGAAUUUGGAGAGAACUUGGCUGAAAAAAGGGCUAAUUGCUCUUGGUGGCUCUGCUUUAGUUAUCGGCGUGGUUAUAUUGGUGAUUUAUUUGGCAAAAGGUAAUUAAUAUACAAUAUCUUUUUUAAAAAGGGGGAAUUUCACGUAGCAUAGAUCCAAGUCAGGCAACUGUGGGUUCAGGAGCCCGGCAUGCCAUGGGCCAGGUGAGACACAGACAGACAAAGACAAUGUCGGAGCCUUUAUUCUCAAUGGGCAAUGUGCGUUCUUUCUCAUUCGUCCCUUCUGCCACCAUGACCUUACACUCUGCUGUUCUUUGCCCACAUGAUGGUUUUUCCUCUGGUUUAAUCUCCGAAAUGCUGGAGCGCAGCCUUUGAGGCCUCAGUCCUCAGUGUCACCAGGAGGCGCUUCCGUCCCCCUUGGAAAGGCUCCUGCUCUUUUUGGCCAUACAUGGUGGACAUCUGACCAUGCGGAAAAGUCUUCCAACCCCUUAUAAGAAUUGCGUACUAAAUAUCUAUCUAUAAUAAUUUAUACACAUAAUAAUAGUGAAAAUGUGUAAGUGUGUAUGUGGCAUAGUUGUCCGCUCACACAGACAGAUAGGCAGCCUCUGCAGAAAAGCCUCCAGAGAAGGAGACUCGAACACACUCCCAGGCAGCCUGUGCCACUCUCCAGAAGGUCUUCCGAAUCUUUUCAACACAUUGCUCCCUUGUGCCCUGGUCUCUAGAGCAGCAACAAAGCAGUUUUCCCUCUCUACCUUCUUUUCUCCCAGGUAAACAUCCCCCGGGGAAAAGAAGGAAGGAAAAAGAGAUGGGAGGGAGAAAGAUGGAAAGAAGGGUGGAAGAGAAUGGAGGGAAGGAGGAAAAAGAGAAGAAAGAAAAGACAAAAGAAGGAAGGAAGGAAGGAAUGAAGGAAGGAAGGAGAAAGGGGAGAAGA
Anolis carolinensis (green anole) is the source of this 2036-nucleotide messenger RNA. Its product is annotated as GTPase IMAP family member 2. NCBI's taxonomy places the organism in Eukaryota, Metazoa, Chordata, Lepidosauria, Squamata, Anolidae. The record is from RefSeq and is a predicted model, not a curated record. Gene Ontology annotation, molecular function: GTP binding. Bases 253 to 1215 code for a protein of 320 amino acids. The transcript is spliced from 4 exons.